Postia placenta MAD-698-R-SB12 is the source of this 445-nucleotide messenger RNA. RefSeq lists its product as hypothetical. NCBI's taxonomy places the organism in Eukaryota, Fungi, Basidiomycota, Agaricomycetes, Polyporales, Adustoporiaceae. Gene Ontology annotation, cellular component: ribosome; cytosolic large ribosomal subunit. Gene Ontology annotation, biological process: ribosomal large subunit biogenesis; cytoplasmic translation. The record is from RefSeq and is a predicted model, not a curated record. Gene Ontology annotation, molecular function: structural constituent of ribosome. Bases 39 to 359 code for a protein of 106 amino acids. The transcript has 5 exons.
CCUCAAGACAUUCGAUAUCGGCCGGGACGACGACAAAAAUGGGCUCGACAAGACUUUACAGCAAGGGACGCGUUCUCGGCCACAAGCGCGCUAAGCGCAACACCCGCCCCAACACCUCUCUGAUUCAGAUCGAGGGUGUUUCUACCAAGGAGGAUGCGCAAUUCUACCUGGGCAAGCGCGUCGCAUAUGUCUACCGGGCAAAGAGGGAGGUCCAGGGCUCCAAGGUCCGCGUAAUCUGGGGACGUGUGACUCGUCCGCACGGCAACUCUGGUGUAGUAAAAUCGAAGUUCAGGUCGAACUUGCCGCCUCACGUCUUCGGUGCUAGUGUCCGUGUGAUGCUUUACCCCUCUGCCAUCUGAUUAUCGUAUUGCUUUCCUUGCAUUUCUGGCUUCCUCCCAUGUGUCGACAUAGUGCAAAAUAUGACAUGCUCCAUGAUCUGCACACA